Solanum pennellii is the source of this 735-nucleotide messenger RNA. RefSeq lists its product as uncharacterized. The record is from RefSeq and is a predicted model, not a curated record. NCBI's taxonomy places the organism in Eukaryota, Viridiplantae, Streptophyta, Magnoliopsida, Solanales, Solanaceae. The coding region runs from base 46 to 627 and encodes 193 amino acids. The transcript is spliced from 2 exons.
GGGCUACUCACUAAUUCAAAUAUUAAAAAGAAGAGGAAAAUAGAAAUGGUGAUGGUAGUAAAAAAAGAAGAUAAAUUACAAGCAGUAUGGUUUGCAGCAGGAGUGGCUGCUUUAAUGGCAUGUUUAGAACGUGCAAUUUUAGUUUCUUUUGUGGAACAAUGGCGACUUAUAGCAUUUCUUGCUCUUAAUCUCUUACUCUUAGCUAUUCUUUUUACAUCUACAACUAAUACUCCCACAACUCCAAUGGUUGAAACCACCAGCAACACUACUAAUCAAUCCAAGAUUGAGGUAAAGGUGGAGAAAGAAUGCAAGAAACCUAUAGUGCCUUGUGUUGAAGAUAGUAUAUUAGAAGAAGCAAUUACAAAGGAUGUGAAAGAGGAAUAUCCAAAAAUAACAGACAAGAAGGAAAACAAAAAAGAACAAUUAUUAGAUGAUUCAAUAGAAGAGUCUCAACAAAUUUCAAUGGAGGAAUUGAAUGAAAGAGCAGAGGCAUUUAUAGCAAUGUUCAGACAACAUUUAAUAUCUGAUGCAAAGGCUUAUAGUUAUAGCAAAAGCUGUAGAAUUCGAACUUCAAUUUCACCCAAAGGAGGUGACAAAAAUUUUCCCAAGCCUAGACCCAUUUAUUAAUUAAAUUAGAAAAAAAAAUCAAGGUGGUUCUUUUCAUUCAAAAGCAUUUUUACUUUUGUAAUGCUAAAGAUUUUCUGAAUAGAAAGACCUAUCUUGAUCUUUAAUUAC